Molecule: messenger RNA, 1344 nt
Organism: Hemicordylus capensis (graceful crag lizard)
Lineage: Eukaryota; Metazoa; Chordata; Lepidosauria; Squamata; Cordylidae
Gene: HYI
Product: hydroxypyruvate isomerase (putative)
Exons: 8
Coding region: 312-1145 (277 amino acids)
Biological process (GO): glyoxylate metabolic process
Molecular function (GO): hydroxypyruvate isomerase activity
Source: RefSeq, a predicted model, not a curated record
CGUCCGAGCACAGGAAGAAGAACGCGGCCCGCUAGCCCUCGGAUGCACACACGUGUACACCACACCUUUCCUCAGCCGCUCCGUGUUCCAAGCCCCCUGCACCGGUCGAGCACCCCCCGGAGCUCUUCUGGAGGAGGAGCGGAGGCAGCGGCAGGCGCCCAGGCAGGCAGGCAGGCAGGCAGGCUCCUCCCCAGCUGGCCGCGAGCGGAGAAGGCACCGCCUCGGCCUCCGCUCCUCCUCUCGCAAGCUGAGCUGGGCCGCAGGCGCUGCCCUCCUCUUGUCGUCGGCGUGUAGGGUCUUGGCCUCCUGUCAUGGCCCCGUUGCGCUUCGCCGCCAACCUGGCCUGGCUCUUCCAGGAGCAGGCGACGCUGCCGCUGCGCAUGGAGGCGGCGGCGCGGGCCGGCUUCCGAGCGGUGGAGCUGGGCUUCCCCUACGAUUGCGACGCGGCAGAGCUGCGGGCGGCGGCAGAACGAGCCGGGCUGGAAGUGGUCCUGCUCAAUACCCCGCCAGGAAACCAAAGCAAAGGUGACAUGGGCUUGGCUGCCGUGCCAGGCCGUCAGGUUGAAUUCCGUGAGGCUCUGGCUUUGGCUGUGAAGUAUGCCAAGACCCUGAAGUGUCCAAGGAUCCACCUUAUGGCUGGGCGAAUUCCUGUGGGUGCUGAGCGGGAGGCAGUGGCAGCUGAGAUGGAAGCCACCUUCAUUGAGAACCUCAGAUAUGCUGCCAACAUCCUGGCUCAGGAAAACCUGAUGGGACACUUGGAGCCUAUUAAUAGUCGGAUUACUGAUUCCCGCUAUUUCUUGACCACUCCCCAGCAAGCUGCUGCCAUCUUGAAGAAAGUGGGAAGCCCUAACCUGAAGCUGCAGCUGGACAUUUUCCACUGCCAGAUUAUGGAUGGAAACCUGACUGAAAACCUAAAGAUGUAUUUCCCAAUCAUUGGACAUGUUCAGAUUGCUCAGGUACCAGCACGGCAUGAACCUGACAGCCCUGGAGAAUUGAGCUUCCCCUACCUUUUCCAGCUGCUAGAGACAAUGGGCUACAGUGGCUAUAUAGGAUGCGAGUAUGCACCAGAAGGAGGCACAUUGAAGGGUCUGUGCUGGCUGCACUCAUACUGGAAGAGUCAUGAUGUACUACAUAGUGGAAGCUGAACAGAUAAGCUCAGCAGCUGAAAAACUGGAAGAAUGAACAUCAGAAGCAGAUUGUGCAACAGAGUCCUUCACCACAUGCCAACAGAGAGAAAGCUGGAAAGGAUACCCUUUUGGUUGGUUCUGUCACCUAAAAUGUCCCAUUGUGGGUGCACACUCACAGCAAGAUACUUUCCUAAUAAAAUGAAAUGGUUACUGUGUA